AUGAUGCUAAAAAACAUUAUUACAACUGCUGCUACUGCACUUGCAGCCAGCAGUUUGGCCUCUGCUGCGGAUCUACCAGCCAUUGAAGUCGUUGGUAACAAGUUUUUCUACUCAAACAACGGCUCCCAGUUCUACAUUAAAGGUAUCGCCUACCAGGCGGACACUGCGAACGCUACCGGUGGCUCGACAAUUAACGACCCAUUGGCAGACUUCGAGAGUUGUUCAAGAGAUAUCCCAUACUUGCAACAGUUGUCCACGAACGUUAUUCGUGUCUACGCUGUCAACACCUCUUUGGAUCACUCUCAAUGUAUGAAUGCUUUGAACGACGCCGGUAUUUACGUCAUUGCCGAUUUGUCGUCCCCCAAAUUGUCCGUUAACAGAAAGUCCCCCUCGUGGACUUUGGACCUAUACAACCGUUACACAUCCGUGGUCGACAUGUUCGCCAACUACACAAACGUCCUAGGUUUUUUCGCCGGUAACGAAGUCACCAACGACGAAACGAACACAGACGCUUCCACUUUCGUCAAAGCUGCUCUAAGAGACACCAAGAGUUACAUCAAGGAGAAAAACUACAGAAGCAUCCCUGUCGGCUACUCCUCUAACGAUAACGAGGAGACUAGAGUCGCUCUUGCUGACUACUUUGCCUGUGGUGACUCCGAUGAAAGUGCCGAUUUCUACGGUAUAAACAUGUACGAAUGGUGUGGUACUUCCACUUUCCAAAGAUCCGGUUACGCUGAUAGAACUGCUGAUUUCAAAAAUUUGACCAUCCCAAUUUUCUUCUCUGAGUACGGUUGUAACGAGGUUACACCAAGACAGUUCACUGAAGUGGAAACUUUGUACGGGUCAGACAUGACCGACGUCUGGUCCGGUGGUAUUGUCUACAUGUACUUCGAAGAGACUAACAAGUACGGGCUUGUGAGCAUCGACGGGUCCGAUGUCAAGACUUUGGACGACUUCAACAACUACUCCAGCGAGAUUCACAAGGUCACUCCAACCUCCGCCAACACCGCCUCUUAUACCCCAUCGUCAACAAGCAUGCAGUGUCCAGCCACCGGUAAGAACUGGGCCGCUGCCACUAACCUGCCUCCAACUCCAAACGAGGACUUGUGUUCAUGUAUGAGCGCUGCGAAUUCGUGUGUUGUUGCCAGCGACGUCUCCGAGGAUGACUACGAGGACUUGUUCAACUACGUCUGUAGCAAAGUCUCCUGUGCUGGUAUCAGUGCCAACGGUACCACCGGAGAAUACGGUGCUUACUCCUUCUGCUCCUCUAAGGAACAAUUAUCUUUCGUGUUGAACUUGUACUACCAAUCUCAAGGUGGUUCCAAGUCCGACUGUGACUUCAGCGGUUCUGCGAGUCUACAAUCUGCUACUACGCAAGGUUCAUGUGCCACUGCUUUAAGGGAAAUUGGUACCGCCGGUACUGGUACUGCCAGUAACUCUGCCUCCUUCCGUGGUAGGAGUUCAUCCGGUUCCGGUUCCGGUUCUGCCUCUGCCUCUGCCUCUGCCUCUGCUAGCUCCUCUCGCAGCAGCAAUAGCAGGUCUUCCAGUGGCGACAAUUCGAGCUCCUCUGGUUCCGGUUCUGCAUCUGCCUCCGCCUCCAGUACCAGCAGAAAAUCGGGCGCCGCGUCCUCUUCGUCAAGGGCUAACUUGGCUCAAGUUAUUUUGACCUCGCUAGCUUCGAUCUCAUUCGUCGCUGGUGUUGGUUUCGCCUUGGUGUAA
Messenger RNA from Huiozyma naganishii CBS 8797, 1719 nucleotides. It is a transcript of the gene GAS1, whose product is annotated as 1,3-beta-glucanosyltransferase GAS1. Gene Ontology annotation, cellular component: fungal-type cell wall; cytoplasm. Bases 1 to 1719 code for a protein of 572 amino acids. The transcript has a single exon. The record is from RefSeq and is a predicted model, not a curated record. Lineage: Eukaryota; Fungi; Ascomycota; Saccharomycetes; Saccharomycetales; Saccharomycetaceae. Gene Ontology annotation, biological process: fungal-type cell wall (1->3)-beta-D-glucan biosynthetic process. Gene Ontology annotation, molecular function: 1,3-beta-glucanosyltransferase activity.